CUUUCCUGUCCACACAUUGGACAUUGCAAGACAGGCACAAUCACACUCUAGAGGGAGGGGAUAUAUACCAGACAACCAUCAUCAUCAUCGCCAUCCAUUGCCUCCACCUUUAACAUGCAAUGCCACAGGUUAACCAUUAUGUCUCGUUGGAUCCUCAUUCUGGUUGCUCUGAUCUCCCUGGUCCUGCUCCCGAAGACAUCGGCCUCGUCUGAUCACUUAGCUGCUCCGCUCUCGCUGUUCUCCUCUGCUGUGCUUGUGACCCAUCACGAUGUCUCCUCGCCGCACCAUGAGCAUCCGGUCCAAGGCCGGUUUGCUGCCAGCAUGGCGCGCACUGUUCAUGCUGCCCACCUGCACCCGCAUCUGCGGAACACCAAUCUGCUUCUCCACGAGAUCCCUGUGCUCAAAGUGCUCUCGGCGGACAUGGUGCCCGACCUCGGCCCGAUCUACGGCCGCGUGGUCUCGGUCAGCCACUCGGACGACGGCGCAGAGCUGAUGAUCAUCGGUCGGGUUGUCGACUCGCCAGACACGCCGCUGUCUGCCGAGGACCGGCUCGCCGGCUCACCGUCGCACUUUGCCGCUGGCGGGCGGUUCACUCUUCAUGUCUCCCACUCUGGCGAGCACGUCUCGGGCGAGGUCUCGCUCUUUGAUCACGACACUGCGUUCCGAUGGGAGACGAAUGCCGAGGCCGGCGACGGCCACGUUCUACUUCGGCGCAUCCACAUCGACGAGCACAUCUGUCGCCAGGACGCCAUUCCUCCUUCGGCCGGUGACAGCGACUACGACCCGGCCCAGGAUACCAUUGCGACUCGGGUCCUCAAUCCGCCCAGCCACAACUCAAAGCCGGGCUCGCCGUACGUCAUCUUCCUCGACUUUGACGGCCACGACGCGUCCGGCUCGGCGUGGGGCGACAUUGUUGCUGGCCCGUACGACAUUGAUUCCAACACCAACUCGUUCUCGACCACCGAGCUCACGCGCAUCUCUCAGAUUUGGGAGCUCAUGGCCGAGGACUACGCCCCGUUCGAGAUCACUGUCACCACCAUCGAGUCGGUCUACAACGCUGUGUCGGAAUCACGCCGUGUCCGCUGCGUCUUCACCAUCACUGACGCGUGGUAUCCCAAUGCUGGCGGCGUUGCCUACGUUGGCGUCUUCUCGCGCCCUUCCAACAAUCUCCAGCCGUCGUGGGUCUUCACCAAGCGGCUCUCGGGCGGCAGCUCCAAGUCGUGCGGCGAGGCCGGCUCGCACGAGGUCGGCCACAACAUGGGCCUCUCCCACGAUGGCACCUCGUCGGUCGGCUACUACACCGGCCACGGCUCGGGCAUCACCGGCUGGGGCCCGAUCAUGGGUGUCGGCUACUACCAGGACCUCAUUCAGUGGUCUCGUGGUGAGUACGCCGACGCCAACGAGCAGCAGGACGAUCUGGCCAUCGUUGGUGGCUCCUCAAACGGCUUCGGCUUCCGCGCCGAUGACCACGGCGAUACCUUGGCGCUUGCUACCACACUCACCGACGGCGCUACGCCGGCUGGUGCGGGCUACAUCUCGACCCGCGCUGAUGUCGACUAUUUUACCAUCACGCUGGGUGCCUCCGGUUCAAUGACCUUUACCAUCCAGCCGACCUCUACCAACUACUACAAUCUCGACAUCGAGGCCCGGCUGUAUGCCGACUCUUCGCUCGUUUCGACUGUCAACCCGUCGGCCGAUGUCAAGGCCAUCGUCACCUACUCGGGCGUCGCCGGCACUACCUACCACCUCCGUGUCGACGGCGUCGGCAAGGGCUCCGCAACUGGAGCCGGAUACACAGACUACGGCUCGCUCGGCGAAUACGAGAUCUUGUACUCGGGCCCGGCCUCAGGCUCCGGCUCGGUGUGCGGCAACUCGAUCGUCGAGGCUGGCGAACAGUGCGAUCCGCCAUCACAGGCCUGCUGCACCUCGACCUGCCAGUUCCGGCCGUCGUCGUACACCUGCCGGUCGGCGGUCGGCGUUUGCGAUGUGGCCGAGACCUGCACCGGCUCGUCGGCUGGCUGCCCGGCCAACGCUGUGGCGACGGCGGGCACGACCUGCCGCGCAUCGACCGGCCCAUGCGACGUGGCCGAGACCUGCAACGGCGCUUCCACAAGCUGCCCGGCCAACGGCUUCCGGUCGACGGUGUACGUCUGCCGCGCUUCGGCGGGCGUGUGUGAUGUGGCCGAGACCUGCACCGGCUCGUCGGCAAGCUGCCCGGCGGACAGCUUCCAGCCGACCUCGGUCGUCUGCCGCGCCUCCACGGGCGUGUGUGACCUGGCCGAGACCUGCACGGGCUCAUCGGCGCCCUGCCCCGCCAACAGCUUUGCGGCGUCAGGUACGUCGUGCGACGAUGGUGACGUGUGCUCGAGCCCCGAUUCCUGUAAUGGUGCCGGGAUCUGCUCUGGCCCGUCGAUCUGUGCAUGCGGCAAUGGAGUGGUCGAGGUCGGUGAGCAGUGCGACGAUGGCAAUCUUGUCUCGGGUGACUGCUGCUCGUCGAGUUGCCAGAUCGAGAGUCUCGGCACGGUGUGUCGGGCGGCUGCCGGUCCGUGUGAUGUGGCCGAGACCUGCGACGGCACGACGCCGACGUGCCCGGGCGAUGUGUUGGUGUCCACUGGCAUAGUGUGCCGGGAAGUGGCGGGUGUGUGCGACGUCGCCGAGACCUGCACCGGUACGUCGGCGAGCUGCCCGGCCGACAACUUUGUCAGCUCGGCCACGGUGUGCCGAUUUGCCGCAGGCGUUUGCGACGUGGCCGAGUCGUGCACCGGUUCGUCGCCGCUCUGCCCCGCCAACGCACGGCGUGCCGGUGAGAUCUGCCGCCCAGCUGCGGGAAGCCUUUGCGAUCAGCCAGAGGUCUGUUCGUCGAGCUCUGACGACUGUCCCCCUGACACCUUCCUCCCAAGUGGAACGCCUUGUAACAACGGCGCAGCCUGUGAUGGCACAAGCGACACCUGCGAUGGCACCGGGCCGAACUCGUGCGUGGGAAGCAAUCCGGCCGGGUGCGUUUUCACCUGCGGCGACGGCGUGGUCGAGCCAGGCGAGCAGUGUGAUGACGGCAACACGGUCAACGGCGACUGUUGCUCGGCGACGUGCCAAUUUGAGUCAUCAUCGACGCCAUGCGCGACAGCAUCGUGCAAUGGGAUGUGCAACGGCGCCGGUAGCUGUAUCACGCAACCGUUCUGCUGCCUCACUGACGCGCAGUGUGACGACGGACGCGCUUGCACGAUCGACACCUGUGGCAGUGACGAGGUGUGCCACAACGAUCCGGCGCCUGCGGGCACGAGCUGCGACGACCAGCAAGACUGCACAAUCAAUGACGUGUGCUCUGGCGUCGACGGCGUGUGCCGCGGCGAGAACUCGUGCCCGGCAGGCUGUGGGCUACACGGGAUUUGCUGCCACUCGGCCUGCGAGUGCAUGUUUGGGUGGGACUCGGAGCCCACGUGUUCGAUCGGGCCGGACCCACUCUCGCUCGGCUUUCCGCUGGAAAGUGUCGUCAACUCGGAGCGGGAGGGACGAGCAUUCACAGUGCUUCUCCCGGGCGGUGUCGAUGUGGUGAUCAGUGUGACCUCGGCGUCGAGCGCUACGGCCGGGACCCGGGCGGCGUCGGGCGUGUACCUCUACGGCUCGUUCUCUGAGAUUCCUAACCGGGCAUCAGGCCUUGUCAUUCACGAGUACACCUCUGAGCGAGCCGAGCUGGAGACACACUCGUUUGUAGUCAACUCGACGCGAUCGGGGUUGCUCUUUGUCUCGGUCUUCCGCGCCGACGGCGUAACCGGAGCGCGGUUCCAGAUUACGGCGGCAGAGCCAGGGACUGGCGCCGCGGCACCGUCGCCCUCGGUGAUUGCAGCGACCGCAGGCAAAGCCUGGAUUUGGGCCGCACUUGCCGGCGGCCUCCUGCUCUGCAUUGUGGUCGUGGUCGUGGUCGUGCUUGUGAUCCGCGCGCGAGCGCACGAGCAGAACAUCCGGGCAUGGUCGACGACAUCGCGGUUGGGGACCACUGACGAUGAGCUGACCGACAUGGCCGGGUUUGCGGUGGGGAAGCCGAUGGCAUCGGCGUCAGCCACGUCUCCUCUCCCGAUGGUCAAUGAUGCGCCGCUAGUGACCAUCGGGCGUGGUGGCACUACCAGCAGGCGGUACCGGGCGUUGUACGACUUUAACGGGCGGCAGGACGAUGAGCUCACGUUCUGCGCAGGCGACAAGCUCGUCGUGCAAGAAUCAUACGACGACGGCUGGGGCCUCGGGCAUGUGGUGGGCUCGUUGGCCGAAGGCAUCUUCCCGAUGACAGGCCAAGUCCAAGCCCGUGCUCAAGCCGUUGCCGAAGCCGCGCAAGACAACGGCGACGAUUCCGGACAAGCCGCUGCCGCCGCCGCCGCCUGCGGCAACAACUAA
This is a messenger RNA of Thecamonas trahens ATCC 50062, 4386 nucleotides long. RefSeq lists its product as uncharacterized. The record is from RefSeq and is a predicted model, not a curated record. The transcript is spliced from 3 exons. Bases 115 to 4386 code for a protein of 1423 amino acids. Gene Ontology annotation, molecular function: protein binding. Lineage: Eukaryota; Apusomonadida; Apusomonadidae.